AUGUACAGUUGUACACCCACCAUUUCUUGCUUUUAUUUUUCUCGUCUUCCCUCUCCUCCCAGCGACGACUUUCUAUUUCCUUUUAUUCUGAAGCGCCUGCGACUCUCAUCGAAAGCUUCAUCCGUCUAUCUAUCUAUCUAUCUAUCUAUCUAUCUAUCUAUCUAUCUAUCUAGUUUUGUUUGCAUCUAUCUAUCUAUCUAUCUAUCUAUCUAUCUAGCGGCGCCUGCACUCAUUCAUCCACUUAUUUCCAAGCGCGUCUUUAAUAUUUCUUUCUUUCUUUCUUUCUUUCUUUCUUUCUUUCUUUCUUUCUUUCUUUCUAACCGCCACCACCGUUGUCUCAACAUUCACCAUCGGCCGGUUUAUCGUGUUGGAGUCGACCGUUUUUACUUCGGUCCACGCGUAGAUUUGACUUUACUUUUUUUUUCCCCUUCUUUCUUUUUCCUUCUUUCUUUUUCUUUCUUUCUUUCUUUCUUUCUUUUUUCAAAUUUGCUCGACUUUUACGCUGAACCUCUGCACUUUCUUUCUUACUUUCUUUCCUUCUUUCUUUUUCUUUCUUUCUUUUUUUCUUUUCUUUUCUUUUCUUUUCUUUUCCUUAUUUAUUUUUUCUCUUUCUUUCUUUCUCGUCUGGCGACUUUCCAUCAUCAUCAUCAUUCACACCAUCGAUUGUAUCUUCCUCUCUGGCAAGGCCAAGAUACUGAUCGAUCUUCUUCUUCUUCUUCUUCUUCUUCUUCUUCUUCUUCUUCUUCCUCCUCCUCCUCCUCCUCCUUCUUCUUCUUCUUCUUCUUCUUCUUCUUCUUCUUCUUCUUCUUCUUCUUCUUCUUCUCCUCCUCCUCCUCCUCCUUCUUCUUCUUCUUCUUUUUCCUCUCUGGCAAGGCCAAGAUACUGAUCGAUUUUCUUCGUUAUCUUUCUUCUUCUUCUUCUUCUUCUUCUUCUUCUUCUUCUUCUUCUUCUUCUUCUUCCAAUCUAACUAUUUACAUUCUUUCUUUCUUUCUUCCUUUCUUUCUUUCUUUCUUUCUUUCUUUCUUUCUUUCUUUCUUUCUUUCUUUCUUUUGUUUUUCUUCUUUCUUUUUCCUUUCUUUCUUUUUCUUUCUUUCUUUCUUUCUUUCUUUCUUUCUUUCUUUCUUCCAUCUUUUUCUUCCUUACCUCUUUAGCCUUUCUUUUCUUGUUUGUUUCCUUUCCUUCUUCCUUUAUUUCUUUUCUUUUUUCUUUUUAUUCUUUAUUUCUUCUCUUUUCUUUUCUUUUCUUUUUUCUUCUUACCUUCCGUUCUUUUAUCUUGCUCUCUUCCUUUUUCUUUUUCUUUCUUGUGUCGUCUUGGUUUCUUCCUGCUUUUUCUUUCUUUCUUUCUUUCUUUCUUUCUUUCUUUCUUUCUUUCUUCUUACCUUCUUUAUUUUAUUUUUUUUUAAUUUGUCUUUUUUUUCGUUUUUGAACAUCAUACCAAUUAUUAUUUUCUUUUUUUUGUUUUUUUUUUUUUUUUUUUUCUUUCAUCUUUUUUUAAAUCUCCUAUCUUUUACUCUUUUUUGCUUUCAUUUUUUCUUUUCACUCUUUUUUUCUUUUCUAUUUUCUUUCCCUUCCCGGUUAUUUUUCUUUGCUAUUUUUUCUUUAUUUUACUAUUUUCCUUUUUUUUUUUUUUUAUUCUUUUUUUAUUUUUUCUUUCUUUCUUUCUUUCUUUUUUCUUGCUUGCUUGCUUCUUCCAUAUUCAAACCUAUCAUUUUCUCCUUUCUUUCUUUCUUUUUUUUUUCUUUCUUUCUUUCUUUCUUUCUUUCUUUCUUUCUUGCUUGCUUGCUUGCUUGCUUCCCAUAUUCAAACCUAUCGUUUUCUCCUUUCUUUCUUUCUUUUUUUUCUUUCUUUCUUUCUUUCUUUCUUUCUUUCUUUCUUUCUUUCUUUCCAUAUUCAAACCUAUCGUUUUCUUUGUUCUUUCUUUAUUUUUUCUUUCUUUCUUUCUUUCUUUCUUUCUUUCUUUCUUUCUUUCCAUACUCAAACCUAUCAAACGAUCUAGUAAAGUAA
This is a messenger RNA of Acanthosepion pharaonis, 2004 nucleotides long. Lineage: Eukaryota; Metazoa; Mollusca; Cephalopoda; Sepiida; Sepiidae. The record is from the annotation of a GenBank genome assembly.